Drosophila sechellia is the source of this 1886-nucleotide messenger RNA. RefSeq lists its product as uncharacterized. Lineage: Eukaryota; Metazoa; Arthropoda; Insecta; Diptera; Drosophilidae. The record is from RefSeq and is a predicted model, not a curated record. The transcript has a single exon. Bases 224 to 766 code for a protein of 180 amino acids.
AGCGGGACGGCCUCAAAACGAACAGAGCCAUCGAACGGUGAAGGUGCGCGCAUCACAACUCUCCCCCGCAAAAACCAAACAGAAAAAAGUGAAGAACGAAAACCGAAAAGAAAACGAAAAUACAAGAAAAUCCAAGCAAAACGAGCCGAAAGACCGUUUUAUUUCUUUUUGUUUUGUGUUCUGAAAGAGAGAGGAAUAAGGCGAGCAGCUGAAAGUGAUCGAGAUGGCGUUCAUGAUGCCCGUGAUGAAGAACAAUUACGAUAUUUACAAGGACACGCGUUCCCGCAAAACGUCCGAAUGUUCGAAUGCGAGUAGUAACGGUACAACGGCUUUGGCCACCGCUCUUGGAACGCCCGCCCAGGGACAACAACAACAGCGACGCCGCAAGGUGUCCGAAUGCAAGUCGGAGAGCUUCGCCACCUCACCAUCGCACGGUCAACUGGGCGUGUCCUCCGCCCACCAAAGGAUGCAAAUGCAGCGCUGCCACAGUUCGCGCGCUUUUCCGCGCAACGCAUCGCGCAGUUCGCACGGUUCGCUGCAGCAAAUGGUGUCGCCCACGCGCAGUAGUCCGCCCAGCCGCUCGCACACCGCAUCUGCACUGGAAAGGCAGGCGGCCGCCCAGGCAGCCGCUAUUAAUCAAAAGCAACAACAGUCGGCCGCUGCAGCUGCUGCUGUGGAAUCUUCCAAUGAUUAUACGAAGUUUCAUUUGCGUUUGGUCGACAAGCUGCGCAAGUCGUUUCGCAAGGAUAGCGGUAAGCGGUCAUGAGAGCAGCGCAAUCACAGCAACAACAACCAAAACUACGACAACAACAAUGCCAGCAGCCGCAUGGCGCUCCUUUCCAUUGCCCACAACAACAACAACGACAACAACGGAGCGGGGUGGAAAGUUUGUGACGGUGCCGAUGCCAUUUCCAGAGGAAGAUCGCCUGGAAGAGAUGUGGAGGAGUGCAGUGCUGCAACGGCACUGGAAGCGUGCGCGAGAUCAGCCGAAGCGGCAACACAAAGAGAACGAGAGAGAGGCAUGGUCAGUCGCUUGGGGAUACGCUUUCGGCGUUACUGUAGAUUCCUGGCCCACUCCCCCCAUGGAGGCGCUGCGCCGCCAGAGGACGAGACAGAGGCGGAGGCUAGCUCCUUGGAGCAGCUGACCGGCAGCAGAAGCAGCAGUCGCAGUCGACGACGGCGCAGCAGCAGCAUUGGGAGCGCCGGCAGCCGGCUGAAGAUGCGACUGCGGCGCUGCACUUCAUCGCCAGGAUAAGAGCGAGAUGGUACUGUUGAUGGUCGGAGCGACAGAGAACGAGAGAGAGGACAGACUGGAAGCGAAGUGCAGAGGAAGAGAAAGAGAAGUGCAGUGGCGUAGCCAAGAGGGAAAGGGGGUCGGGUCACAACAAAGAGUCACUUAACCUAGUUAUUAUUUGACCCCCGGAGAAAGGAAAGUGAGUUGGCGUACAGAGUUGUUGGUGCAAAUUAAAUUGGGCAUAAUCUACAUAAUCUAUACCUAAAUCAAUUUCGGUGUACAUAUGCAAACUACUUAAAUAUCUACAUAUAUAUACAAGCUAAAGUCCCAAAUGUAUAAUUACAUUAAUUAUAUGUAUUUAUGAAUGCCAGGCUUCCAAAUAGAAUAGAGAGCAUAGAACCUAUCCCAAAACCCAAACCAAAACCUCUCCCAAAUAAUUCAAACUUUUUUUGUACCUGCGGUUUCGCGACAAGAGGAAAACAGAGAAUUGCAACUGCCAAUUGCAUUGUAUAACAAAGACCACAUCAGCAACAACCCACAACAAGACAAAACACUUAGGAAAAUAACAAGCAACCAGAAGAAAAGAACCACGGAUUUUUACCCUUCAUUUUAUAAUUGCAUAAUUACGAAGAGCAAUUGACAAUAUACUUUU